CAGUUGUCUGAGUGCACUCUGCCAUUUCCGUUUCUAGCCAGCCGGUGGUGUCACUCAACAACCGUGGAGACUUCAAAUCACUUUAAAUAAUACCUCACACUACUGAAUAGGGGUUUCAUUAGAAAAAAGCUGUCCUGCUGUUUUAUUCUGAUGGUCAGCCAUGGAUGAAGAUGACAGCCAAGAUGAGCUGAUCAACUGCAGUACAUCCCACAGCAAAGGAAAAAGGGCUGCCUUGUGGGCCAUCUCAGAUGACUCUGACAAUGUUGAAGAGGAGUCUGUGGAGGAAGAAACUGACAGUGGGGAGGAAGAAGAGGUGGAUCAUGUAGAUGGAGAAGAAGAAGAGGAGGAGGAGGAGGAUGAUGAGGAGGAGGAGGAAGAGGAGGAUGAUGAGGAAGAGGAGGGAGAUGCUAAGGCUGAGGAUGGAGCUUUUGGGAUAACCUCUGCCGACGUUGCAGGGAUGAGCUCGGACGAGGACACGGAGAAGUGUCCCAUCUGCCUUAACUCAUUCAGCAGCCAGCCUGUUGCAACACCAGAGAACUGCAAGCACUACUUCUGUCUCGACUGCAUCCUUGCGUGGGCCAAGAAUGCAAACUCGUGCCCUGUAGAUCGUAUGGCCUUCAACAGCAUAUACCUAAGGAAAUGUUAUGGAGGCAAAGUGAAAAAAAUGAUCACAGUACAAAAGCCUGCAAAGGAAGAUCAAGAGGAAACAGUAAAUUUGGACCUGGAGCAGACCAGCUGUGAGGUGUGUGGGGGCACUGACCGUGAGGACCGCCUCCUGCUCUGCGAUGGCUGUGAUGCUGGGUAUCACAUGGAGUGUCUCACACCACCUCUUGACUCUGUUCCGGUGGAGGAAUGGUUCUGCCCUGAGUGUGAAGCCAACAACCGUCACUCAAGGGGUUCAGCUGAAGAACUUAGUGAUACAGAGAGCCUACCUUCUACUGCCCGUCCUGCCACCAGCCGCCUACAGUCCGGCGCUGCAGGUCCCACCAGAGCUAUUGCCCGAACUCAGCAGAGUGAGAGGGUUCGAGCUAAUGUUAACCGGCAUCGGAUCACACAGGCACGGACAUCACAGUUGGCUCCCACGUAUAUGAUUCAGUCCACUUGGCUUGAUGAGACUAUUAAUGCUGUGGUGGCUGGGCUCAAUUCGGCUGUGUAUAUACGGGACUUAACACCACGUGUCCCAUCUAGCCGCAGGCGCAAGACCAGAAAGCGCAGAAAAGUUAGAAGCAAGAAGACAUCUUCCGCCAAGGGUAAAAACGGUAAAUUAGCAAGUACAGGAGUCAAGAGGAGGAAGCGGAGAGUGAGAAAGACUAAAUCCAGAAAAAAACUGAUGUUGAAAAAGGCCGCCACUCCUCGAAGCCGUAUUGCUAGUAAUCUUAGAAUUGUAAAGGACAAGAAGAGCUCUUCGCUUCCUACAGUAUAUCGGCCGUCAGAGCACACGCUAAGCAGCAUGCGCGCUGACAUAGGUGCAGCAUCCCUCUCUAUCUAUGGAGAUCCAUUUGACCUGGAUCCAUUUGUGGAUCGUCAGGAGGAAGAGCAGCAGGCCCACAUUACGUCGCUGUUGGAAGCCAAGAGACGGGGGAUCUCUCGCUCUGCUCUUCGCUCUCACCAGCCUGUAGCUCGACCAGUCACUGCAAGCCUAUCCGGGAGAGGAAUGGAUGUACCCCAAUCAAGGAGUGUUUUUGAGGCGGCUCCUGUGCCCGACCUCCUGGGCAGCAUCCUAUCGGGACAGAGCGUCCUCUUGAUGGACAGCUCUGAUGUUGUCAUUAAUAGAGAUGGUUCCCUUAAAGCUACAAAGCCAAUGAUGCCAUCUGUGUCAAACCGAGGUUGCAGCAAUAGCAGUAGCUCGGGAGAAGCCAGCACCCAGAUCAGCCCAGUGAUGUCACCCAGCCAAGGAGACAGGUCUCCGUCUCGCCACAACAACGGAGACCUACCAGGAUCCUCCCAUAGCUCGAUAAACAGACCUGUCUCCCAGAGCUCUUCUUGUUUACAACCCUACAUGCCCUCCUCAGCCAGCAACAUCCAACCAUCUUUCCAUUCUGAUAUACCACCCCAAGGCCAUCCAAGUUUGCAGCCAACACGUCCAGUCAGACCCACGCACCCACCUGGUCACCAGAGAACCAAUGGAGUAAGAGCUCCCAGUCUCUCCUCAUCCACCAACCUCUCCCCAGACUCUAGCUCCAAGAGCAGGGGAAUGACCUCAUCACAGUCCAAAAAAGCACCUACAAAGCCCAUGUGGGUAGAUGUGUCAGUGCUUCCUAGGAUACCAAAAAUAAGAAGGGACAGCAGUGGUAUUACGAAGGAUGGCACUAGUCAAGAUGGCAGUAAUCACAGCAGCAGCAGCAGUAGUAGUAGUAGGGGAAAUAGUAGUAAUUCUACCACUGGUAGUAAUGGUUGUGUCCCUCCAGUAACAGGCAUGAACAGCCUGGCUGGGGACCAGGGAAGGCAGCAAAGUGUAGACCAGCAGAAGAGCAGGGCUGACGGUCAGGCCCAGAGGCAGAGGCCUGUCGGAGCCAGCUCGUCUUCAGCCUUCUCAAACUCAUUCUCCUCUUCCUCCUCCACUGGUUCUUCUGCUAGCCAGCCACAUUAUUCCUCAUCUUCUUCAUCUUCAUCAGCAGCAGUGAGCUUCCGCAUCUCUGGGAACUCCUGGCAGUCAAGGCGGCUAAGCAGCUUGUCAUCCUCGGCUGCUAGAGGCAGCACACAGACACCCCGGAGAGAAAAGGAAGAUGAAGCAAAAAAGAGACAGCUGCACAGGGAUAAACAGAUGCUCUUGGCAUCACGUACGCUUCUCAAUAAAGACCAAGACCGUGAUAAUAUCUACGAUCCCUAUAAUCCCACCCUGUCAGAGUCUAGCAGCUCAGAUGAUGAAGCUGAGAGUACAAGCUCGAGGAGCACAAGUUUAGGAAACAAGAAGGGUUUAGUGCAGAGCAAGCAUGACCGGGUUCCUGUAAAAAUUGAAACAUUGGAGAUUGAGGUCUCACAGGAAAUUCCAGGGAGAGCUAGUUCUCAGGAAACGACAUCAUCGGAAGUCAGAUUUUCAGAGGAGUAUGUCAAGGUAGAAAAAGAAUCUAGAUUAGCAGACACUAAGACUGAGAAACAAACAUUGUUACAAGACACUGAAGUUAAGAAAGAGCCUGGGUUAGAUAAUGCAGGGGAAGGUCAAAGGUUUGGUCACAGUGUCAAACGUUUGAAGUCCGAGACAGCAGACACCACGCCACCUGUUCCACACAGCCUGGAUCUUUUAAAGACUGAAAGGGGGACUCUCAAGGAGGAGACUGGACAGAGUGUUGGCCCUUUAAACAGUGAUCCCCUUGACUGUAGGAAUGAAUCAUCAGCAUCUAACUCUGCUCCCACCAAGAAAAAAGAAACCAAAUCAGAUUCAAAGUCCUCUCCGAAGUCAAUUGAUUUGGGCCGUAAGAAGAAGGCCUUCCAAGCUUCGAAGGAGAGACGGUCUAGAAGUUCAGAGACAGACCGAGGCAGGAGAGAAGGCCGUCACGCUUCAGGCCAGGAAGGCCGACAGAAAGAAAGCGAGAAGGACAGAGAUACGAGUUCAAGGCGGUCAAGGUCCAGAGAGAGGAGAAGGGCACACUCAGUCUCAGAAAGCUCUCAGUCCGGUUCCCCUGAUAGGACUCGCGGAAAGAGACGUCGGUCCCGAUCCCGAUCCAAAGACAGGAGGCGAUCUAGGUCUGGUUCCGGCUCUAACAGCAAAGAGCGUUCAAGGGGGAAGAAGCAUAAAGGAAGUAGCAAGGAGAGAAAUGAUGGUGGAGAGAGAGACUAUGAUAGAAGACGGGUGUCAAAGGACAAGAGACAUGGUUGGUCUCGCUCAAAAUCGUCUUCAAAAUCACGUUCCAGAUCCAGAUCUAGAUCAAAGGACCAUAAGCGUCGGUCUUGCUCAAAAUCACGGUCAAAGUCACGAUCCAGAUCCAGGGAAAGAAGGAAAGACCACACACAACUGGAACAAUCGUCUCUCUCCUCCAGAUGCAAUGUGGAGUCACGGUCAAAAGACAAGAGGAGACGCAGGUCCAGAUCCAGCUCCAGAGAGAAAAGGAAAGAAGUAGGAUCAUCAUCCAAGACCUCUCAGAAAAUUUCAGGGUCCUGUGUUUUGUCCUCUAAAGACACAAAACGGCUACAGGACAUUAAAAAAGAGAAGGAUAUCACUCGAAACUCCCUCAAAGAGGAAAAAGUUGCCACAGUGAAGAAACAGAAGACACCCUCCUGUACUGCCGCUUCUAAUGUUAGAAAGAAAGGCCAAGACGACCAGGCCACAACAAAAGAAAUGGCAGAAGAGAUGAAGGUCGAAAAAGAAAUUAAGAAAGAAAGUAAAACAUCUCUUGAUAUGUUUGAAGAUUCUUUUUUGUUUACCAAACCAAUUAAGAAAGAAGAAACUGACACGCAUGCUUCGAUGGUAACCAAAAGCAUAGAUCAGGAGUUAAACAAAGAAGACCCCGUCAAGACUGAGACGUGUGAAAUCAAGACUGAGACGUGUGAAAUCAAGACUGAGACGUGUGCAAUCAAGACUGAGACGUGUGAAAUCCCCGUAAUUAAAACUGAGCCAAGUUCCCCAGAAAUAUGCCACUUACACCCUGUCGCCUCGUUUUCUACACCGACCACGCCGGUUACAACAGUCGGGCACCAUGGUACAGUUUCUCAGUCUCACCCAGAGUCAGUGGCCUCCGGAAAACAACCAGACACUGUUGGGUUGACCGUUUCUGUGAAGCAGGAACCUCGGCAACCCUCAGACUCUGAUGAUGACUUUAAUGUUGACGUGAUGCUGGACAACCUGGACUUUGUGAAGUCUGAGCGCACAGAGGAAAGCGCCGCCUCUGUCAAACAAGAGGAGGAAGUAGAGGAGGGGAAGAAUGAACGAGUUUCGACUGUAAUGGGAGCUAAACCCAAGACUCAGGUGAAGAGGGUGACCUGGAAUAUACAGGAGCCCCAGGGGCCUCAACCAGAGAAAUCCGCAAGCAAGCUGUCUCUAUAUAAAUUGAAGCUAAAGCAGGAAGGAGCUCGCAGACCCCCUUCAACAGUCCGGACACCCAGUCAGGACUUCACUGGAGGUGAUCAGGUGGUUGGUCACCCCUCCAAGAGGGGUGCUGUUGGUCCUCUCAGUUCCUCCUCUACUUCUGAUGGUGUACAAGGAGAGGCGGAGGAAAGGCAUUUGUAUUUGAAGAAGCUGCACAUGCAGGAGAGAGCUAUAGAAGAGGUGAAGCUCGCCAUCAAGCCUUUCUACCAGAGGAGAGACAUCAACAAAGAUGAAUACAAAGAGAUUCUACGCAAAGCUGUCCAAAAGGUGUGCCACAGCAAGAGUGGGGAGAUAAACCCAGUGAAGGUGGGCAAUCUGGUCAAAGCAUACGUUGACAAAUACAAACACGCUAGGAAACACAAGAAAGGCGAGGACGUGGGGCAGGCACAGGAGGCUGAGGCCUUCAGGACCUCUGAUAGCCCAUGAAGAGGCGUGAAUUACAGGCAAGGACAGCAACACCCACUGCCGACACGCGUUCAUAUGUUUUACUUUGUGUUCUACCACCGGGUGUGAUCUCAAACUCUCUGACAAACCCAGUCCAGACGGUAUACUAGGAUUUGCUCAAAGCUCCAAGGUGCAGCUAGAAGGUUGUGCUUUCCAUCUUGACUGAAUUUUGACUACAAACUUGUGUUGAUCACUUGAACCGCACCUAUUGCUGUCUUGUGCUUGGACAGUCACUGUCGGUAAGUGGUCUCUUUGUGUAGUUGUGUAGCUCAGAAACUUUAUGGGAGACCUUGAGGUUGUGCCUUAAAGAGGCACAUCUCAAAGACCCUCCCAUGGUGAUAAAUCAGGUAGCCUCCUCCACAGACAUAUCACUGGGAGGAUGCAGCGUGGGCUUUGAAGUUCAUAUGGCUGUUUUGUUUUGUGGGACUGAAGGUGUAUGUAUCAGUGGCAGAACUCAUUUUGUUGGUUAAGAAAUUGUAUAAAAGUAUGCAGCCUAUGCAUAUAAAUAGGUUUGUCACAUUAAGGAACAACACUGUUAUGCAAUUUUUGUAGAACAUUUAUCAGAGUUAUUAAAUAAUUUUAGAUUUGGUUGUAAAUAAUAUAGACUUAUAUGUUUCCUUCGUCUGUGUUGUCUGUUGGGAAUGACGAAAAAAGGUUCUAGUAUAUAGAGUUUAUUGGUUUAUGUUUUGUAUUUGAAAGCUUCUGUUAUCUGUCUUCCACAGUUCUUAUAUCCAUCUCUAAUGAGCUACGUAUAGUCCAGCAAACUACACACAAGUUCUAGCUCAGCACUUUGAAAUGACUAAUGGAGUCACUACUAUCAAAAAACAGCCUCUUCUUUUUUGCAGCAGUAACUACUUUAGUUUUUUAUGAUCAAAACACGACUUUCAAUCUCAGCAUUAUUCAUUUUUCAACCCAUCACUGAAGUGUAGAAAACCAGGGAAUAAUUAGUUUUUUUUUUGUGCUGAACUAUUAAAAAAUAAAAAAAAUAAAAGAAACACAAUUUCCCUCAAUAAAAGAGAUUACAUUUGUUUUUGGGGCGAUCUGUUGUUGUUUUUUCUUAAAUGGAGACCACUGCUCCACAGUAGUGAAAAGAAUAGGAGUGAAAAGGCUUAAAGUUCAGACUUCAUGUCUCGGUGGCUGAGUGGCAGUCCCAAUUAUCUUUAAAAAUUGUCCAUUUUUAUAAUUUGUCACUGUCUUCACCUGGUGCUCUCAUGUCUGCAAACAUUUUAACUACCAGGUUGUUUUUAUAUUUAAUGUAAAGUAUUAAGCUAUGUUUUGGGCAUAAUAUGAUGGUUUUGUAAGAUGGAUAUAUAACCCAGUUUAAAAAAAACAAUCUCACAGCAAUUUCCAAGGUAGGUAUAAUAGAAGUAAACAAAUACUUCAGUACUACAGUACAACAUAAAAAGAAUCAUUUGUGUUCACCCCGAGGUUUCUGCAGUACUUAAUUAUGAAUGUUUUUGUCAUUGUGUCUUAAACCUGACCCUUCGUCUUCAUAUCCUUUACUCCUCCGCUGUCCUGUCUUCACCAGAACUCUUUAUGAAAAACUAAUUCUGCGUGUGCAUCAUUUUGCUGUCUACAGUAGUUUGCCAACUGUAAAAAACGGAUUAGGUGGGUGGUUGGACUUGCCUUGUAUUGUGUUGUCCCGUUUAAUUUGGCUUUGUAAAGCCCGGGACUAGAAGUGGGAGAAUCUACAGAAACAGGUGCUCAUGUUUAUCUGAAUGUAUUUUACUUUUUUUCUGCAUUUAAUUGAUGAGACAGACCAUGUGUUUUCUAAAAAGUGAACACGAAUGAUAAUAGGGUUUCAUCUCA
Messenger RNA from Etheostoma cragini (Arkansas darter), 7276 nucleotides. It is a transcript of the gene phrf1, whose product is annotated as PHD and ring finger domains 1. The transcript is spliced from 19 exons. The record is from RefSeq and is a predicted model, not a curated record. The coding region runs from base 161 to 5449 and encodes 1762 amino acids. NCBI's taxonomy places the organism in Eukaryota, Metazoa, Chordata, Actinopteri, Perciformes, Percidae.